Stegodyphus dumicola is the source of this 2130-nucleotide messenger RNA. RefSeq lists its product as uncharacterized. Lineage: Eukaryota; Metazoa; Arthropoda; Arachnida; Araneae; Eresidae. The record is from RefSeq and is a predicted model, not a curated record.
AACGACAGCGAUACUUCUCCCCGCAUGGAUAUCAGAAAGUGGGGGAGUCCCUGUAGGUGGCGCUCUAUACAUCUACUUUUCCUUGCCUUUUGCCUACUCAGGUUGGAAUAUGCAACAGCCUCGGAGAGCGGUUACGCUUCCCAAAUGGAAAACCAGGAAUCCAAUGAAGAAGAUACAUCUCGAAACAAGCUAGACUCUUUAAAUUCGCUCCUGCCAUUCGAUUUAGAACAAGACUCGGAAUAUAAAAGAGGUAGUUCGUUUUUUCCACUGAGAGGCAAAAAGUUAUCGCUCGAUGAAGCUAUUGCUGCUCACCAACAGCUGAUGUCUGACCAAGAAGAUAAACGAAGUCAAUUUUUUCCUCUAAGAGGGAAGAAGAUUCCUUUCGAAUUAAAGAGAGCGAGCUAUUUCAUGCCAAUGAGGGGCAGAAAAGAUGAAGGCUGGAUGCCAGACGAUAUUCCGGAAGACAAGAGGGCAUCCUCUUUUAUGCCCAUGCGAGGUAAAAAGAGCAGUGGUGACUCAACUUACCAACAUCUCGGAAAAUCUGGUAUGUAUUCCAGUGACGUAACUGAAGUUCUAUAUCCCUCUAGCAGUUACAACAACCAGAUACCAGGUAAAAGAGCUUCCUCAUUUUUGCCAGUAAGAGGAAGGAGAUCUGAAAAGGAUCCUCCAGAACCUCUUCAAAAUGAUGACAUAUAUCCCGUCGGCAAAGAAGGAAACGUAACUUCUCAACAAGAUGCGCCAAAAGAUCAUGUAAUUCAGAAAAGAUCCGUAUCUUUUAUGCCAAUGAGAGGCAGAAGAAUAUUUUCCCCAGAAACCCCUAACUCUUUUGGUCCUGGAGAAAUCACUACAAGUUUACUUGACAAAAAGCAAUAUUCUUUCAUGCCUAUGAGAGGUCGCAAAUUCUUUCCUUCUGCAAUAAAUGACAGUUCCUUAGAUGGCCCAACACCUAUAUUUCCAGCAGACAAAAAGGCAGCUUCUUUUAUGCCAAUGAAAGGCAUACGCAUAUUUGAGCAAGAAGACGAACAGCCCAAUUCACUUCAGUCUGUUGCACACGAUGUGCCUGAACCAGUAUCAGACAAAGAAUAUGCAGACUACUCAGAUGAAAAACGAGCAUCGUCAUUCAUGCCCAUGAGGGGUCGCAGAAUCCCUUUGGACGAGGUUCCGAGUUCUGGUUUCAUGGAUUGGACUGAAAACAAUGAUGACUUGGAAGAAACAAAGAAAGCGUCGUCUUUUAUGCCAAUGCGUGGUCGUCGAGUUGAGGUUCAUCGAGAAAACAAGUCUUUUCCCAUUUCGGAUGGUAUAAUUUCUAAGCCAGAUAUUAAAAGAUUAUCCUUUAUGCCAAUGCGUGGACGUCGCAUCUCUGAAGAUCUGCUGGACAUUGACGACAAGCGAAGAUCUUCUUUCAUGCCCAUGAGAGGUCGCAGAAUCUCUCUGGAUGAGGUUCCGAGUUCUGGUUUCAUGGAGUGGACUGAAGACAAUGAUGAAUUGGAAGAAACAAAAAAGUCUUCUUCUUUUAUGCCCAUGCGCGGGCGUCGAGUUGAUGAUGAUCCAGAAAACGAGUCUUUUUCAAUUUCAGAUAGUAGAAGUUCUAAACCAGAUAUUAAAAGAUUAUCCUUUAUGCCAGUGCGUGGACGUCGCAUCUCUGAAGAUCUGCUGGACAUUGACGACAAGCGAAGAUCUUCUUUCAUGCCUAUGAGAGGACGUCGCCGGAAUUUCUCAGAUGUAAGUGAUUCUCAUAGCUAUUAUAAUCCUUAUCCGUAUUUCAUGGCCGGCAUUGGAUCGUCUUUUAUGUCAAGACCCUAUCGUAAUGGGCGGGUAACCGUCAGUUCCAUUCGAGAUCUUGCCGACAAGAAAAGAAGACUUAAAAUCAACUGGGACUCCGUAAAGAGAGCAUUCCAUGCCACUCGUGGCAAGAGGUUCAGUAAAGUGGAUGAUUUCGUAAAUAAGUUGAAGGAAAACUACAUUUAUGGAAGUCAAGAUUUCACAAAUGAAGAAACGGACAACAACCAAGACAAACAUUCCAGAAAGAAAAGAAAUGUCGUACAGCAUCGAGUAUCAUUACAGCCACAGGGACAGUAUAUAGGUAUCGUGUUUUUCGGAUGUCCAUACAUGUAAUGUUUAGGCAAUAAA